UUUUAAUCUGCGCUGCAACAGUCGCUCAGUGCUGAGUGCGCGGGGAAUGAAGCCGCGCGCGCGCUCCUCAUUACAAACCGCGAGUGCCGAUCAGCUGCAGCUCCGACUGACCGACCGACCGACCGGCGAGAUGAGCCGCCAUGCCGCUGGGACUGCUGCCUACGAGACCGCGGCCGUCGCACUGGUCAUCGUUAUCGCUUCACUGUCUGUGUGGGGCGCGUUUCUCAUUUACCGAGCCGUUAAAGGUCAACGAAGGAAACGGGGCAGCGGAGAGCAGCGGACUGAAGCGGAGAAACAAGCAGCGGGAGGAGGAGGAGGAGAUGAAGAUAACCGGAGCAAGUCAACAGGAAAUGAUGAGGACUGGGAUGUGGAUUCCUAUGAAACAAUCCUGUCUCCUACAAACUAUACACAAACAUCUUCAGACCUUCUGGUGGAAGACCUGAGAAAAACCACUCAUGAGAAUGUGAAGGAACCUACUGCGGAACCUCUAACUGGUUUGGAUGUUGGAGACCUGACUGGAAAUGGCAAGGAUCCUAUGAAAUGCAGUCGUGAUGUCUGUGAUACUGCUGAGAGUGUUACUGGGCAGUCAGGUUUGCUUGAUUAUAAGGAUAAUGGUAGCAAACCCUCUGAAGACAAGCCUGAGGAUAGCGUGAAGGAAAAUACCUGUGAUGACGAGGAGUCUGAGAUCGAGCCACAUACAGACAUGGAUGAGCCAUCUGAAACCGAGAGUGCCCAGGAGAUUUUGGAAACUAAAAAUCUCCCCGUUCAAAAGUGCCAGUCUGUGGAAGAUCUCUUAGACAGCACACUCUUAUCUCAAGAAAUUGUGAACAAGCCAAAUGAAGAGGACACAGCUGUAACCAAGUCAGUGUUGCAUAUUUCUUCUGAUCCCGCAAGUUCAGAUGCUCUUCAUAGAAAGAAAAAGAUGGAAGACACUGAUGUAGCAUCCAAAGUGUUUGAGAGGACUAUUCCUCAGAUGAAUGACCUCGACUCCUACUGCUAUGAUGAACAGUCUGAGCUCUUGAGUAAUUUGGUAUCGGAGAAAGUCAAGCCUAAGAAAGAUGUCGAAAACCAUCAGGACUUCAAUGGCAGCCUCAGCAGGUUGCAAACAGUAGGCGUCACUGAUCACAGUUUGACCACCAAGCAGCAUCUGAGCAGCACGUUUGACCAUGUUCUUACAAAUCCACCGCAAAACUACCUGGGAUUUACUGUGCCUAGUUUGCAAGGGGAUUCAUUAGCACCUCUGCAACUCUCAGAAGAGAGCAAGGAUGGAACAGGGGUCACACCAAUAGACAUGAGCCAGAAGAAGAAUGAGAUCAGCAUCAUGGAGGCCAUUAUGGACAGCAAUGAGUGGCUUAGAACUGGACCACCAGACACCAGAGACCUGCCCUGGCUAACUCCGACUCCAAGUCAGAUUGGUUACGGAAUCAAGACCGACAUUUCUUUGUCUCCAGUUCCAGCUACCACCAGUUUUGGGCUACCUGAUGAGAUGAUGUCGCACAAGACGGACAUGCUAGAGGACCCCACCACCACUGGUGUGGCUAAGGAUGAAGGGGAUCUUUUGAAUAAGAAAGUAGGAACAGUGUUGCCAAUGCCUCAGCUUGUACAGGUCAGCUUCAGAGUGCACUAUAUCACACACUCCCCCAACCAGAUCCUGGCUGUAACUGGGAACCAGUUGGAGCUUGGGUUCUGGGAGCGCUUUGUUCCUCUGAGAAGUGUCGAGAAUGGGUUUUGGUUCUGCACCAUCAGUCUCCCCUUGGACACCCAGGUUGAGUGGAAGUUUAUCCUGGUAGAAGAAGGAAAGAUCCGGCGAUGGGAGGAGUGUGAAAACCGCUGUUUUGCAGUGACUGGGCAAGAGGAGGAGAUUCAUCUCCAUAAGAAUUGGGGGUACGCGUGAAACAAAAGCAUAUCAGUGACAUUCUAUAUAGCAAUAAUAUUCAUCACAGGUGCAUUGUUUCAAACAGAUGUUCCCAUAAAUAUGAUGCAUGAGGCUGUGAUACUGUUAAUGUAGCAAUAAUGCGUACCAAUAUGCACAUUUUCACCUUCAGUGAUUAGCUUUGUAUGUCAAUUUGGAUAUGCUUGUUUUGAUGGCGUUUGUCCUGUGGCUCUUUAACCAGCAAUAAUAACAUUUUAGGUGUCUGAUACUAAGAGAAAUUUAUUUUCCAGUGACUUGUCUGUUAUUGUUAUGCAAUGUAAUUUUGCCAAAUAAUGAAUUAUAUGCAGGGAUGGAAAAUACUUGAGUAAUUGUACUACUUUAGCAUACUUAAGUAUUAAUUUGAGGUAUUUAUAUUUUUCUUGAGUUAUCGAAGUUCAAUACUUGUCCUCUUACUUGAUUACAUUUCCAGGAGUGGUGGAGAGAAAGACAUACUUUUUGCACUGUCCAUGUUUAUUCAGAGCGUCAAAGUACUUAUUACAAAUCUCAACGGUCUCUUUUCAUCCAGACGUUAACACACUGCUGUGUAUAAAUCAAAUGGACUGAACUGAAUCGAUCAGUGUUGAUGUAGUUAAUGCUACAGCUAUCCACGCGUCUCUGCACAUGGAUUUGCCUCCAGAUUCUGAUCAAAGCAAAGACUCGUAUAAAAUGAGGUGUUCUUUGCCUCUCAAAAAGGUAUAAAUGGCACCAAUUUUGAAAAAUCCUGUUGAGGUACAGCAAGUUUUGUUAAUACUUGCCUGGCUAUACUUGGCUAACCUGGCCUGUUUUAUUGGCCAAUGCCAGGUUAGACUAGUAUCAAUCCCUAACAUACAACACUGUGCAGAAGUCUUAGGCACCCGAAUAUAUAUAUUUUUCCACGCAAACUUUGCUAUAGAUCUCCAUUUCAUGACUUCUACAUUAUCGAGUCAGGAAAAAUGUUUUUGUAGAGUUCCAAAUGUUUGUUUUCCAGCACAAAAUGAAAUGUUGCAGGAAAAAAAAAAAGUUUGUAUCUGAGCAGCAGAUUACAUAAGCAACCACUUUUCAGAUAAAAAAAAGAGAGAACCUAAUGAAGGCGACUGGGUUUUGCUGCAAGGUUUAAGAUGCAACUGUGGCAGUCAGUGUCCAGAAGAACUGUGGCUGGUUCUGCAAGAUGCUCAGUAAAACCGACAGCUCUUUUCCUUAAAACAGCACACAUUGGACCUGUGGCCUUUUUUUUUUUAAGUUUAAAAUAAAGGGUCGUCUUACACCAGAUAUCGACUUCAUAUAAUGUAUUAUGGCUUACUGAUGCUUAUAGGGUUUUUAAAUGCUAAAACAUUUUCAUUACUUUUUUUAAGCCACUUUUGAUCUACAGCAUUUCUUUACAUGUGCUUAAAGGAACAGUCCACCGUACUUCCAUAAUGAAAUAU
Neoarius graeffei (lesser salmon catfish) is the source of this 3315-nucleotide messenger RNA. RefSeq names its product starch binding domain 1 (gene stbd1). The record is from RefSeq and is a predicted model, not a curated record. Gene Ontology annotation, cellular component: membrane. The transcript is spliced from 2 exons. Lineage: Eukaryota; Metazoa; Chordata; Actinopteri; Siluriformes; Ariidae. The coding region runs from base 47 to 1894 and encodes 615 amino acids. Gene Ontology annotation, molecular function: starch binding.